AUGGCGUCUUAUUCUCAACCUCCCAAGCCUCUCCCUCUGAAGAUCUCUUCGCCAAAUGGCGGAGACCGGCCCAAUUAUGUCAUUUUCAUGCCAGACCAGUUGAGAUAUGAUUCCCUUGGCUGCACUACAGAUGGCAACGCUGGGAUCAACACUCCGAACAUCGACGCUUUCCGUCGUCGCGGUACCUUAUACACCAACUGCUUCACUCAGGCUUCAGUCUGUUCACAGUCAAGAUGUAGCAUGUUCACCGGCUGCUACCCCCAUGUUAGCGGCCAUCGCAGUCUCCAAAACCUCAUUAAGCCGUGGGAACCCAAUAUCUUCCGAAGUAUGAAAGAGAAUGGUUAUCACAUUGCCUGCCUAGCACCUAGGGGCGACACAUUUGCUCCAACUGUCACGGAACUAAGCGCGACCGAAUACGGGUUUCUCGAAACGCCCGAGUUUACGCCCAAAUUCGCAAGGGGGAGUGGUGGCGAGGAUAUUGACAAGGAGAAUAUCUGGAACAGACUCUUUUAUAAGGGGUUGAGAAACGCAAAUCAGGCGCUGGACUACGAUGAGGCCGUAGUGCGGUCGGCUUUGAAGUGGCUCGAGUGUCCCCCGGAUGAUAAGCCAUGGGUGCUAUUCAUGCCUCUUCUCUUCCCCCACUGUCCCUUCCAGGUGGAAGAACCCUAUUUUUCAAUGUACGACCGGGAUAAAAUGGCCAGUGUCGUUUCCAAACCAGAAAAGAAGACGGGCUAUGAGCCGCGAUAUAUGAAGGCCAUCCGGGAACGAUACGGAACGGGGCGUGCAACAGAGGAGAUUUGGAGGGAAGUAAAAGCCACAUACUUUGGAAUGAUUACUCGCUUAGAUGAUCAAUUUGGACGUAUAUUGAAUAAGGUAGACGAGCUUGGGCUAUGGAAGGAUACGGUAACCAUGUUCUUUACCGACCACGGCGAGUACCUCGGAGACCACGGCUUGAUUGAAAAGUGGCCAUCAGGUCUAUCAGAGACACUCGUGAGAGAGCCCUUGAUCAUCGCAGGUGCUGGAAUUCCCGAGAACAAGACCAUUAACUCCAUGACCGAGAUGGUCGAUUUAGUACCCACGAUGCUCGAAAUGUCAGGCAUCGGUGAACACUUUCCUCAUAACGGUAAAUCAUGGGUUCCAAUUCUUGUCGGUGAUGCUACAAAGCAUAAAGAGUACGCCUUUUCAGAAGGUGGAUUUUUGACGUCUGAGGAGCCCUUACUGGAGCAGGGACCUUACCCAUAUGAUAUCAAGGCGAGCCUUCAGCACGAGGACACCAUCAUCGUCGGCAAAGCCAUCUCACUAAGGGACGAGAAGUAUACCUAUAUCUAUCGCCUGUACGAACCUGCGGAGCUGUACGAUCGCGUGUCUGAUUCACAUGAGAUGCAUAAUCUGGCUGCCGAUCCCGCAUACUGUGAAUUAAUAGCCAAGUACGAGAGACUCGUCCUCCGCUGGCUGGUAGAUGGUAGCGACUUUUUACCGUGGCAGAAAGACAAUCGGUUUCCAGAAGUGAAUCUGAAGAGUCCGAAGGAACAGAUGGAAGAGCGUCUCCGGAAGCGCGGUCGAGCUUAG
Messenger RNA from Talaromyces marneffei, 1569 nucleotides. RefSeq lists its product as uncharacterized. Gene Ontology annotation, molecular function: iduronate-2-sulfatase activity. Lineage: Eukaryota; Fungi; Ascomycota; Eurotiomycetes; Eurotiales; Trichocomaceae. The coding region runs from base 1 to 1569 and encodes 522 amino acids. The record is from RefSeq and is a predicted model, not a curated record. The transcript has a single exon.